AUGACGGAGGUCGGCCACACCGAUCUAUCGAGGCUGCUUCAAUCCAAGCGAAACGAGUUCAAUGCAAUCGUGACAUCGCGGAAGAGGAAACUUCGCGAGCUCUUCGCUGUCACGACUCAGGUCGAAGGCCUACCGCAAGAUGCCUUCGCGAACCCCGACGCGCCGGCAACUACCGCUGCGGAAUGGCAGUUUCUUCAGACCAGUGAAAUAUUACAAGGCAAGGUGUUGAACGAACAGGUUAUCCCUGCGCGGCCGUUACUCUCUGUAGAUACCUUGAAGCGUUUGCUUGUCAAAUCGUUGCAGGAAACAGCCGUGCACUCUCCCGCACCCCCUACUCCGACCGUUGCAUCUGCCAAAAUCAAAGGAGCUGCUGUAUCUGUCCCGGCAAACGAGCUGCGACAACCUCUUGGCUUCAUAGCGAACGAGUCGAUCCCUGCGCCUCCCGAAGACAGUAGUAAACCUUUGAAUAAACUAACGAAACCUACACCGGCCUCGUCUGUUCAGAACAUCAACAAUGUAUCACAUCCUGCCGGAGCCAAUUCAGGGUUUGCGCACAGCAAGCCUGUUACUUCGCCUCCAGUCCCUGCGCCCGCAACGAACGAGCCGAAGCACGCUGAGCAAGUGAUUAAUGGAGCGGCGAAUAAGGAUGUUUCAUCUGAACGAAGGCCGGCACAGGUUUCCUUUCCUCCAGGAACCAAGGGAUCGCCAUCGAGGGAAUCAGCCGGUGAUGUGGCGACAGCAGGGACAACAAAAGGCGCCGAUGUUGCUGACGAUAGCGGUGUAAUCGACAAGUCGCAAUCAACCCAGGUUGGGCGUAACCAAGAACUCUCCAUCAAAGUCCCCCACGCGGUAUCCAAGAUUCCCGAUGCGCUUUCCUCUCCAGGAUCGACGGCACCAAGUGCAACAACGCCCGGAAACCAUGACGUCUCAGCGGAUACCAGCCCUGAGCAUGAUGCUCCCCAGUAUAUCGACGACAGGAUAGAGCGGGAUGUUGAUGAAAAGGAGGAGCAAGGUGACGAGGUGCAAGAUGCUGCAAGUGCUGAGACGGGGAUGAGGACAGAUAUUACGAAGCCGGAACAAGAUAAGGCCGAUUCCAAAGUUACCAGACUGGAUGAAGAUCAGCUUCUUCAAGAGUCUAUCCGAUCAAGUGCUGCGGCUGCAAGCCCAGAGCCCGUAAAGUUUCAGAGUGGACUCAAUGCUACGACCGCUGUUAUCAACACCACUGAGGAGGCUAAACCUACCACUCUGGCAAAUCUAGAAGCCCCCACAGACGCCAAAGUUUCCUCGACGCCAGCUAUCAAGGAGGCUGAGGAAGUUCCCGAUAGCCAAGAAGAAACUCCAGAACGCAUGGACGUGGAUCCAAUCCAGGCCACAGGAUCGGAAAAUGUCGAAUUACCUGCAGCUCAACCCCCUACUCGCCCUCCUCCAGCCUCUACUAGCGCAUCGCCUGUUGUUACUAAGCCAACACCGCCCAAGGAACAUGCAGCACCUGAGAGAGCGGUUACUAGAGUUUCGUCCGGGGCCAUGAGACUAAAGUCCGUGUCUGAAAUAGUAGGAGAGACCCCGCGAGCCACCAGUACAGCGGAACGAAAUGCAACGAAGGCACCACAAAACCAGCUAACUCCCAUGACAUCCACACCUCAAUCACCGCCUCCAAGACCCAAAAGCACAGGCAGGAGAGACAGGCCAAAAGGACAUGUCUCUACUGUAUUGUUUGGCAAACAGCCGAAGCAAAUGGAGGAAAAGGCCCUGGUUCCUGGCCAGAAGGAAACAAUUCAAGCAUCUGACGAUUACUAUACACCCCUUUUCAUCCAGAAUUUCACAGGCGCUACCAACUGGAUGCAACCUAUUGAAAAAAUCUUGUUCCAUGCGAAUAAGACUAUCGCUACCCCUGACGCGUACCUUGCGAUUCAAGACCACCAGGCGUGUAAAGUUCUGCGUAGGGUGUACCACCUUCAGCAGCACGAUAAAUGGUCUUUGAGACAGCCGAAGCGAUGUCCUGAGCCAACUCGUCCUCCAUCUCAUUUAGAUGUGCUAUUCCAGGAGAUGAAAUGGAUGCGGACUGAUUUUCGAGAAGAGAGAAAAUGGAAAAUGGCUGCGGCCAAGAACAUCGCCUACGCUUGUGCAGAAUGGGUUGAAUCAACCCCCGAAGAGCGCAAGGCUUUACAAGUCGCCGCGUUCAUCCCUCCGCUGAGGACGAACGAUGUGACAAUGGGCGAUGCCGAUGCAGACAGCGCCGAGAGCCACCCCACCCCCGACCUCAUUACGGAAGACGCAGAUUCGCCCCAGAAUUCAGAUCAUCUUGGUGAAGAAGACUUUCCUGAAACUGUUGCACCAUCGGCCAUAUUUGCUCUGCAGGAAGAGGACGUGGUCUUUGCGCUGCGACGGACGGCCGCUUCAGAUAAGCUGCUGGAGGAGCUGCCAUUGUACGGGGCCCCCCUGAAGAUACCACGCUUUGAGCUCACAGGGCCAGAAUACGACCCUGAUGCUCAGUGGAGACGACCUGCUCUACCUCUAAGCAAGUAUGUCGAAGGAGAAAUGAAGCUUCUAUCGGACGGCCCUCCGCGGAAGCGCAGUCGAUAUAAUUAUCGUGAUGACGAAUCCGAUGACGAAAAGGAGAGUCCGUUUGAUGCAGAUGCGCUCGCACACAAUGUCCAGCUUCCACCUCAAAGUUCAGAGGUUGCUCUAUUCGCUCCAGAAUCGAAGCAUAUCCGUGAUCGACUGCACGCUGGUCACCAGUUCCGGCCGCCAUCUGAACAUCCUAUGCCUCUGCAGAGCUUCUACGAGUGUCGUAACCCGUCACAGUGGACUGUGGUUGAAGAUGAUGAGCUCCGCAGCCUAGUUCGAGCAGAAAGAAGAACCCCGUGGGAGUGUUUCGAACGGUGGAUCAACUUGGAGGGCCUCCCCGCUGAUAUGCAAAAGACCCAGUAUUUCAAGGCUUACAACAGUAGGAUUGAGGCCGCUCAGCGUGUAAUUGCUCAGCAAAAUCAACAAUCUACUCCGCUUAGAGUGGAGAGACGGCGAAACCAAAAGCAUCUGACUCUCAUUGACGCCAUGAGGAAGCUGGCGAAGAAGAGGGAGACUACAAUGCAGAAGCAGCAACAUUCUGCAGCUCAGAACGCUGCGAAGAAGGUGAAUGAUACAAUGGCUCAACGACCGGUCAAGACACCUAGAGAUUACAGUCUGUUGCGAUGGGAGCGCGACCAGGCUCUGGCUGAAAAGAUGGCGCUAUAUGCGCAGCGGCAGGAAGCCCAACGGAGGGCUACUCUCCAGGCCAGAGCCCAAGCUCAAUCCGCCCAGUUGGCCGCGGCACCAGCGGUUGCCAAUGGCGUGAAUGGCGUCGUCAACCGAGCGGCUGUUCCCAACCAACUCGCCGUUGCGGCAGCAGCCGCUGCAGCAGUAGCAGCGCAGGGUCGAGCACGGAUGCCCAUGCAGGCCCCUGCGAAUGGCAUGGAAGGCAUCAACGCUCAAGCGCAGAUGGGCGGCAAUCUCGCUCCACCGGCGCAAAUGAGCGGCAUCCCACAAGCUCAGUUGCAGGCUUUGCAAGCGAUGCAAGCCCAACACCGGAUGCAGAUGCCUGUCCAGAUUCAGCAUGCGCAGCAGCAAGGGGGCGUUGUUGGAACUCCUGCUCAACAAGCACAGCAAGCCUCAUCGCCCGCUAUGCGAAACGGAGUCCCUGCCAUCGCCCAACAGGCCGCCUUUAUGAAUAAUGCCCAGGCUAUGAUGGCGUCGUUCAACGCGACGGCCGGUCAUGCUUCAGGGGCCGCAAAUGGUCUACAUAUGCCCACUCUUGCUAACGGCACAUCUCCCGGCCCUCGACUGCCAACGCAGAUCCCUCCUACUAUCGCUGUACAAAUAAACUCUUUGGAAGCGCAGUUCAGGAGCAAGAAUCCCAACCUUUCACCUGAGCAACUUCGCCACCUUGCUACUGAACAUUUGACUAGAGCUAUGAUGGCACAGCGACAAAGUGCUAUGAAUGCUGCUGCUGGUGGACAGACUGGCAUUGCUACUAGUAUUACUGCUACGGCCAGCCCUCAUCAAUAUGCCGCUCUGCUAAGACAACAACAGCAGCAGCAGCAGGCUCAGGCGCAAGCACAAGCACAACAGGCGCAAGCUCAGGCUCAAGCCCAGGCCCAGGCCCAGCAGCAUCAGGCCCAACACUCGCAGCCGACGCCGACGCCGACUCCGACGCCGACGCCGCAGCAGCAGCAGCAUCAACAGCAACAGCAGCGACCUCAGCAGGUGUCUCAGUUGCAACAGGCUCAGCAGCAAGUUCAGGCGCAGCAAUCACCAGCGCAAGUGCAGCAGCAGCAGCAGCAGCAGCAGCAGCAGAGGCCGCAACCUCAGCCACCACAGCAAUCUCAGGCCCAACUUCAAGCGCAGGCUCAGGCUCAGGCCCAAGCCCAGGCCCAAGCUCAAAAUCAAGUUCAGCAAGUUCAGUCACAGCCGCAAUCCCAGGCCUCACCUCAACUACCAGCACACCCUCCGGCUGGAAGUCCGGCACCCGUUCAGCGUCAGGCCAGUGGAAGCGCAACUCCUUCCUCAGGCAAGUAA
Molecule: messenger RNA, 4554 nt
Organism: Trichoderma breve
Lineage: Eukaryota; Fungi; Ascomycota; Sordariomycetes; Hypocreales; Hypocreaceae
Product: HSA domain-containing protein
Exons: 8
Coding region: 1-4554 (1517 amino acids)
Source: RefSeq, a predicted model, not a curated record